Messenger RNA from Hevea brasiliensis (rubber tree), 2552 nucleotides. Its product is annotated as peroxisomal fatty acid beta-oxidation multifunctional protein AIM1-like. Lineage: Eukaryota; Viridiplantae; Streptophyta; Magnoliopsida; Malpighiales; Euphorbiaceae. Bases 195 to 2363 code for a protein of 722 amino acids. The transcript has 18 exons. Gene Ontology annotation, biological process: fatty acid beta-oxidation. The record is from RefSeq and is a predicted model, not a curated record. Gene Ontology annotation, cellular component: peroxisome. Gene Ontology annotation, molecular function: NAD+ binding; (3S)-3-hydroxyacyl-CoA dehydrogenase (NAD+) activity.
CGAUUCGCCCAAGGGGAAGGGACUUUCACAUCAGCGAGUCAAUUUCACACUAGUGGUGGCUUCUAUAAAAGGGAGAUCAAGGACCUGCGACCGCAAGUGUGUCCUAAUUUCUUCUUCGUCUUCCUCUUCUUCAUCAGCAGUGAUUGGCAAACCAAUCGCCUUCUAGGCUGUGUUUUUAGCUUUCUCAAGGAGUCAUGGCAAAGCCUCAUGUCACCCUGGAGGUUGGAAACGACGGCGUUGCUGUCAUAUCCAUGUCCAAUCCUCCCGUUAACGCCUUAGCGCUUCCAAUUAUUACGGGGCUGAAGGAGAAGUUCGAUGAGGCCGCGAGAAGAAACGACGUUCAAGCUAUCGUUUUGACGGGCAAGCAUGGGAAAUUUUCCGGUGGAUUUGAUAUCAGUGUCAUGCAGAAGGUUCACCAGACUGGGGAUGUGUCACUUGUGCCUGAUGUAUCUGUUGAUCUUGUGGUCAACACAAUUGAAGAUUGCAAGAAGCCUGUUGUUGCUGCUGUGGAAGGACUAGCACUAGGAGGUGGCUUAGAACUAGCAAUGGGAUGUCAUGCACGUGUGGUUGCACCUAAAACUCAACUUGGCUUGCCGGAGUUGACACUUGGAAUAAUUCCUGGGUUUGGAGGUACACAACGUCUUCCAAGGCUUAUAGGACUGUCAAAGGCCAUUGAAAUGAUGCUGUCAUCCAAACCAAUCACAUCUGAAGAAGGGAUGAAGCUUGGUCUUGUUGAUGUUAUUGUGUCUUCUCAAGAACUGCUGAAAGUAUCUCGGCAAUGGGCUUUAGACAUCAAAGCGAGGCACAAACCAUGGAUGCGUUCUCUUUACAGGACAGAUAAGAUUGGCUCCCUGUCUGAGGCACGCAAGUUAUUGAAAGCUGCCAGACAACAGGCCAAGAAGACUGCCCCAAAUUUGCCUCAGCAUCAUCAGGCAUGCCUUGAUGUGAUUGAAGAAGGUGUUGUUCAUGGAGGAUAUAAUGGAGUUCUAAAGGAAGCAAAAGUAUUCAAGGAGUUAGUCAUAUCAGACACAUCAAAAGGUCUUAUUCAUGUCUUUUUUGCUCAGCGUGCGACAUCGAAGGUGCCUAAUGUUACUGAUGUUGGGCUCAAAUCUAGGCAAAUAAAGAAGGUGGCAGUCAUUGGUGGAGGUCUAAUGGGUUCUGGCAUAGCUACUGCUCUUAUUAUGAGCAACAUAUAUGUUGUACUGAAAGAAAUAAACUCUGAAUAUCUUCUGAAAGGAAUAAAGAUGAUAGAAGCAAAUGUUCGAGGCUUAGUAACAAGAGGAAAGUUGUUACAGGAUAAGGCAGACAAAGCCCUUUCAAUGCUCAAAGGUGUAUUGGAUUACUCAGAAUUCAGAGAUGUUGAUAUGGUCAUAGAGGCAGUUAUUGAAAGUAUUCCUCUGAAACAAAAAAUUUUUAUUGAAAUUGAGAAGGCCUGCCCUCCUCACUGCAUCUUGGCAACAAAUACAUCUACCAUUGACCUCAAUAUAAUUGCAGAAAAGACCAGCGCUCAAGAUCGUGUUAUAGGUGCACACUUUUUCAGUCCUGCUCACAUAAUGCCUCUUCUGGAGAUUGUACGCACGGACAAGACUUCUGCGCAAGUAAUUCUUGAUCUCAUGACGGUUGGGAAAUCUAUAAAGAAAGUUCCUGUUGUGGUGGGUAACUGCACUGGCUUUGCAGUCAACCGCACUUUCUUUCCCUAUACACAAGGUGCACAUAUUCUGGUCAAUUUAGGUGUCGACGUGUUCAGAAUUGACAGGGUGAUCAGCAAUUUUGGCCUUCCAAUGGGCCCUUUCCUGCUUCAGGAUUUAGCUGGAUAUGGAGUUGCUGUUGCAGUGGGAAAAGAGUUUGCUAAUGCAUUCCCUGAUCGCACAUUCUUGUCUCCAUUAGUUGAACUUUUAAUUAAAAGUGGACGAAAUGGUAAAAACAAUGGGAAAGGGUACUACAUUUAUGAAAAGGGAAGCAAGCCAAAACCUGAUCCUUCAGUGAUACCAAUCAUUGAGGAGUCUAGGCGGCUUACCAAUAUUAUGCCUAAUGGAAAGUCUAUAAGUGUCACCGACCAAGAGAUAGUGAAUAUGAUACUCUUUCCAGUAGUGAAUGAAGCAUGUCGUGUUCUGGAUGAGGGAGUGGUAGUUCGAGCAUCAGAUCUUGACAUUGCAUCUGUUCUGGGAAUGAGUUUCCCAGCCUAUCGUGGUGGCAUUGUUUUUUGGGCAGACAUGGUUGGAUCCGAACACAUAUAUACAAGUCUGAAGAAAUGGUCUCAAUUAUAUGGUGACUUCUUCAAACCAUCAAGGUAUUUGGAAGAAAGGGCAUCAAAAGGCAUGUUGUUGAGUGCCCCUGCUUCAGCGUCCAGAUCUCGCAUGUAGGCUAUAAUUCUGAAGAGAGUGCUCAAGCAUUAUGUGAUUCAGUGAAAUAAAGUUAAUUAUUUUUUUCCUUGUACUGGCAUAAAUCCAAAAGCAAUAAGAGUCUGGUUUCAGAAGAGGCUCAUUGUUUCAGAUGCUAUGUUCUUGGAACUCUUUUCCAAAGGCUAAAUUGAAUGAACGUUUUUUCUAGAA